UGUAGGUACAUGUCAUUGUACUUCGAGAGCUCAAACAGAUUUUGUGAGAAGCUUUAAUUCAAUAAUAAACAGUGCAACAACAAAAGCAAAAAAAAACAUGCGAGACAGUGCAGGAGAAAGAACUCCUCUAUUGACUAACAACGCAAAAUAUUUCAAAUCAAGGAAACAUCUGUUGUGGAGAUUCCAGUGCUGUAUGUAUGGCAUCGUAAUGUUUAUUUUGGCUGUAAUCCUUAUCAUCCUAAUAUCCAAAAAUGUAAAUAAAACUGGCGAGACAUCGACAGAUCCUGAAAUAACUGAAGUGGCAUCAUCGUCUCCAAUAUUCUUCUUCACUUGGCCUGUGGCAGAUGUAAACGUGUCAAAAAUGUUUGACGACGAUAGAGAAUUAUGGAGUUCAUCCGUAAUCGCUGGUAGAGUAGCUCUAACAAAUAAAGAUACCAUUGAACAAAACAUGCAGCAUUUAGACAUCGAUAGUCCCAGCUAUAAACAUCAAAAGGUAUUUCCUUAUUCAGAAAAAGGAGAACAUUAUUCCAACAUGGGAUACGCUAGAGAUUUUGCUACUAAAUUUUUCCUUGAUAACAAAAAUGUUUCCAUUCCUAUAAUUAUCUGUCAAAAUGAAAGCGAAGAUGUUCUACUUUAUGGAAAUCGUCAUGAACAUAUGGUGGUGUGCAAAAGCAAUUCUAAAUUUCGCAGUUACAAUGGUAGCUGCAACAAUCUACUACAUCCAAAUGAAUAUGGUGCAGCUUUACAAAAAUUUAGAAGAGCCUUGCCUCCUGACUACGGAGACGGUUUAAGCACACCUAGAAAAUCUUCUAAAGGUCGAGAUCUUCCUCCAGCUCGAACCAUUAGUAACAAAGUUCACCCAACAACCGUUCAAGACGUCCCGGAUUUUACCAUAAUACUGACAAUAUGGGGCCAAUUCCUGGACCACGAUGUAACGGCAACGGCUCUCUCAAGAGGCCCAAAUGGGUCUUCCAUCUCCUGCUGCGUACCAACAGUCCAUCCUGAAUGUUUUCCAGUGUUUCUGGACAACAACGACCCUUACUACCGAAAAUUCAAUAUAACCUGCAUGGAAUUUGUGCGCUCUGCACCUGCUCCGGGUCCCUGUUUGGGUCCCAGGGAGCAGAUGACACAAACAUCUGCAUUCAUCGAUGGGUCUGUCAUAUAUGGACCUGACGAAACGACAUCAAAUAUGUUAAGAUCAUUUCGAAAUGGUCAACUAAAAAUGCUGGUGACCAAUGAAAAUAGAACACUGUUACCCAUCUCUGAUGAUCCCACAGAUGGUUGUAACAGGGAAGAGGAGAUGAAAAGAGGAAGAUAUUGCUUCAUGACAGGGGACUCCAGGGCGAACGAGAAUCUCCUCCUAACGACCAUGCACCUGAUCUGGGCGAGACACCACAACAGUGUCGCAAAAGAAUUAUCCUUGAUCAAUUCCCAUUGGGACGACAAGCGAGUUUUUCAAGAAACUCGAAAAAUAAUUGGUGCUCAAAUGCAACACAUCACUUACAACGAGUUCUUGCCCAUAAUACUCGGUAGAGAUAUUAUCGAGAGAGGCGGUCUGAGGCCGCUGAGAAGGAUGGGAUAUUACGACGGCUACGGAAUUGACGUAAAUCCCACAAUAGCUAACAACUUCGCAACUUCCGCCUUCAGGUUUGCUCACAGUCUAAUACCGUCAUUAAUAAAAUUAUCUGGGGGACCGAAGUACAACAGCGAAUACAUAAAAUUGCACGAAAUUUUAUUUGAUCCGUUUUAUUUGUACAACUCGGAGGAUCUUGACAGGAAUCUCCAGGGGGCCGUACAAACGUCCGUUCAGGCCAACGACCCCUAUUUCUCCGAACAGCUUAGGGAGCACCUGUUUGAGGGUAUUAAUCGGAAAACUGGGAAUAAAACGUGCGGAUUGGAUUUGGUAUCCUUGAAUAUCCAAAGAGGCAGAGAUCAUGGAUUGCCAGGGUACAUCAAGUGGCGUCAAUAUUGUGGAUUCAAGAAAGUUGAAACGUUCGACGAUUUAAAAAACAUUAUCAAUAAUGUGUCCUAUGUAGAAAUCAAACAAGUUUACAGGAACGUAGGAGACAUAGACCUAUACACUGGCGCUUUAAGUGAGCAUCAUGUUAAAGGAAGUAUCCUUGGAGCCACCUUUGCCUGUCUUGUCACCGAUCAGUUUGUCAGAUUGAAAAGGGGAGACAGAUUUUGGUACGAGAACCCACCACCCGAGGGAUUCACUCUGGAUCAAUUGGCUAGCAUAAAAGCAACGACACUAGCGAAAAUUCUUUGUGACAAUUCCGAUCAUGUGAAGGCGAUACCCAAAUCUGUCAUGAAAAAAGUUGGCAAAUCUAACAAAUACAUCUCCUGUUCUGAUUUAAGGAAGACAAGAUUGGAAUAUUGGAAAGACGACGUCUAAAACUUUUACCUUUCAUUUACACAUACAUAGCAAACGUUAUUUAUCAAAAUCAGAUAUUAAUUAACAAUUUUGAUUAAUUAACAGUAGGAAAUAUCAUAA
Agrilus planipennis (emerald ash borer) is the source of this 2494-nucleotide messenger RNA. RefSeq names its product peroxidasin (gene cd). The coding region runs from base 98 to 2395 and encodes 765 amino acids. The record is from RefSeq and is a predicted model, not a curated record. Gene Ontology annotation, molecular function: peroxidase activity; heme binding. Gene Ontology annotation, biological process: response to oxidative stress. NCBI's taxonomy places the organism in Eukaryota, Metazoa, Arthropoda, Insecta, Coleoptera, Buprestidae. The transcript has 8 exons.